UCCCUUUUUUUUCUCAGCCGCGUAAUGGCUGCUCCCAAGACACAGGGGGCUGCUACCCAAGGAGAGGAGGACAGUGAUGGCAACCGUGGCGGAACUGGGGGUGUCAGUUAUGAGGGUUGAAAGCGGAAGAAGGAAGAGCAGGCAAGGGAAGGAAGUGAAGAAGAACUCGGGCUCUAUGUGGUUGCAACCUCUUAGAUCCUGUUCUGAUGUCCUUUUCACGCCAUUACAAGGGAAAAGCUCAGACAGUGAGGAUUGUAUCCUGGAGCCGCUUUCCCUGCCAGAAAGUCCAGGUGGCACCACCAGUUUAGAAGGUUCUCCAUCUGUGCCUUGUAUUUUCUGUGAAGAACAUUUUCUUAUAGAUGAACAAGACAAACUUCUGAAGCACAUGAUCAUUGAACAUAAGACUGUCAUAGCUGAUGUUAAGUUGGUUGCUGAUUUCCAAAGGUACAUUUCAUAUUGGAAGAGAAGGUUCACUGAACAGCCCAUUACAGAUUUUUGUAGUGUGAUAAGAAUCAAUUCCACAGCUCCAUUUGAAGAACAAGACAAUUAUUUUUUGCUGUGUGAUGUUUUACCAGAAGAUAGAAUACUUAGAGAAGAACUUCAGAAGCAGAGACUGAAAGAAAUUCUGGAACAACAGCAACAAGAACGAAAUGAUAACAAUUUUCAAGGCAGUUGUAUGUUUUGCAAUGAAGAAUUCCUCGGAAACAGAUCUGUUCUUUUGAACCACAUGGCCAGAGAACACACUUUCAACAUUGGGUUGCCAGACAACAUUGUAAACUGCAAUGAAUUUCUGUGUACAUUACAGAAAAAGCUUGACAACUUGAAGUGCUUAUACUGUGAGAAGACCUUCAGGGACAAAAAUACACUUAAAGAUCACAUGAGGAAAAAACAGCAUCGUAAGAUCAAUCCUAAGAACAGAGAAUAUGACCGAUUUUAUGUCAUCAAUUAUUUGGAACUUGGAAAAUCCUGGGAAGAAGUUCAACUAGAAGAUGAUCGGGAGUUGCUAGAUCAUCAGGAAGAUGACUGGUCUGAUUGGGAAGAACACCCUCUCUCUGCUGUCUGCCUAUUUUGUGAAAAGCAAGCAGAAACGAUUGAGAAAUUAUGUGGCCACAUGGAGGAUGCACAUGAAUUUGAUCUCCUCAAAAUAAAGUCAGAACUUGGACUGAAUUUCUAUCAGCAAGUGAAACUAGUCAAUUUCAUUCGGAGGCAAAUUCACCAAUGUAGAUGUUAUGGCUGCCAUGAGAAGUUCAAGUCCAAAGCAGACUUAAGGACUCACAUGGAAGAAGCUAAACAUACUUCACUGCUUCCUGAAAGACAGACAUGGGAUCAACCACAGUAUUAUUUUCCAACCUAUGAAAAUGACACUCUGCUAUGUACCCUGUCUGACAGUGAAAGUGACCUGACAGCUCAGGAACAAAAUGGAAAUAUCGCCAUCAUUAGUGAAGAUACAUCUAAACUGCAUGCUUUGAAACAAAGUAGUAUUUUGAACCAGUUGCUACUACAUGAGUCCUUGAAAAACUAGAAGAAACUGCCACAGAAGCAAUGUUUCAUGUUUUCUCCAGUGAGACAGAUGCAAAAGAAUACUUUAAAUUUGAGCAUCAGCAAAGGAUUAGUCUUUGGUAAAAUAAACUUUUUUUUUUUUUUUUUAAUUGGCUGUCUUGGGUCUUCAUUGUGGUGCACGGGCUUCUCAUUGCAGUGGCUUCUCUUGUUGCGGAGCACAGGCUCUAGGCUCGCAGGCUUCAGUAGUUGUGGCUCGUGGGCUCUAGAGCGCAGGCUCAGUAGUUGUGGCACACGGUCCUAGUUGCUCUGCAGCAUGUGGGAUCUUCCCGGACCAGGGAUUGAACCCGUGUCCCCUGCUUUGGCAGGCAGAUUCUUAGCCACUGCACCACCAGGGAACCCCAAAAUAAACUUUUAAAAAAUGAAUUUUUUUCCCAAAAAUAAAGUAGAAACUAAAUAAAAUGAAACUUUUUGUAUAUGGGCUCUGAAGUUUUAUUAUGUAAUCAUAGUAAAUGAUCUCAUUUCAUUAGACUCAUAUUUAUCUAUAAUAAGGAAGACGUGCAAAUCACAAAGAAGUGAAAUGUUCAAAUUAUUUAUAAACCUAAUUUCAACCAGUAGUUUCAGCCUCUUCCCCACAGGCUUUCAUCAUCCAGCAAGUCACAAAAUUUGACAGACGUGUGCUUUCUGUACUGCAUUGGGUCAGCUGUGAAUGUAGUGACCAAAAGAGGAGCCACAGAAGAGAGGAACAGUGGUCAAAGUCCUGGAUGAUGCACAAAUUGGACACUAUUUCAGAAAAAUCAAGAUCUGACUAUAUUAUUAUUAUCGCUUUCCACCUGGAGUUACUAAACUCCCUAGAAAUGGACAUCAAGACAAAUAACUUCACUUUCCCCUACAGUGUAUAUACGGCUAACAAAUGAGUACCAUUUUUUAAAAACAACCACAAUACCAUUAUGACAUCUAACAAAAUUAACAAUAACUUCUUAAUAUCAUAUGUUUUCAGUUUUCCUUAGUUGUCUCAAAAAUGUCUUUUUACAACAUUACCAGUUACAGGACAAAUAUUGUAUGCCUCCUGAUAAGAUGCAAUGAGGAAGACAAAACAUCACUUUUCAGGGUUCUUCCCCCAAAUGUAUAAUGUGAAUAUACUGAAGAAACAUCAACUAAACCCAAGUGUGGGACUGUCUACAAAUAAUUGGCCUUUACUCUUCAAAAAAUCAAGGUCAUGAAAAACAAAGACUGAAGUAACUGUUCCAAAUUUAAGAAGACUAGGGAGGUAUCACAUUGUGUAAUCCUGAAUUGGAUCCUGGACCAAGAAAAUAUGGUUUUCUUCUGCUGUAAAAGAUAUUAGUGGGACAAUUAGCAGAAUUUGAGUAAGGUCUGUAGUAAAUGUUAUGAUAUUCAUAUUAAUUUCCAGAUUUCAGUAAUUGUACUGUAGUAUGUGUAAGAAUGUUCUUGUCAUUAGAAAAUACACAUUGAAGUUUUUAAAGGUAAAGGAGCACUUUGUUGGCAAUAAAAAACUAAUAUGGGGAAAUCCCUGGCAGUCCAGUGGUUAGGAUUCCGGGCUUCCACUGCAAGGGCCCUGGCUUUUUUUUUUUUUGGCUGCAUUGGGUCUUUGUCGCUGCACGUGGGCUUUCUCUAGUUGUGGCGAGCGGAGGGCUACUCUUCGUUGUGGUGCACGGGCUUCUCAUUGUGGUGGCUUCUCUUGUUGCGGAGCAUGGGCUCUAGGCACGCAGGCUUCAGUAGCUGUGGCACGUGGACUCAGUAAUUGUGGCUCGCGAGCUCUAGAGCGCAGGCUGAGUAGUUGUGGCGUAUGGGCUUAGUUGCUCCGCAGCAUGGGAGAUCUUCCCGGAGCAGGGCUCAAACCCGUGUCCCCUGCAUUGGCAGGCAGAUUCUUAACCACUGCCACCAGGGAAACCCAGGGGCCCGGCUUUGAUCCCUGGUUGGGGAAAUAAGAUCCUGCAUGCCAUGCAGUGCAGCCCAAAAAAAAAAAAAAAAAAGAAAGAAAACACACACACACCUAAUAUGGGUAUGUAUAUGUAGAGAGAAUGAUAAAGUAGAUGCAAUAAGAUGUUGACAUUUGGGGAAAUCUAAGUGAAGGGUAUGUGGGAAUUCUUUGUACUAUGGCAACUUUUCUAUAAGUAAAAAUAGAUUUAAAAACACUUUUCAAGAUGUCUUUUUACUUGGUUUGCUUAAAUCAGGAUUCUAGUGAGAUACAUACUUUGCAUUUGGUUGGUGUGGUCCUUAAAGGUCUUAUGUAUAACAGUUUAUGCUCCCUUUCAUUUUAACUGCCACUUACUUGUUAAAGAAAUUAGGUCAUCUUUCUCACUUUCUGAAUUUGGAUAGCGUAUCCUCUUUGUGUCACGUAACAUGUUCCUCUAUCACCAAUUUUUCCUGCAAACUGGUAGAUCUAGAAGCUCCAUUAA
Messenger RNA from Kogia breviceps (pygmy sperm whale), 3917 nucleotides. NCBI's taxonomy places the organism in Eukaryota, Metazoa, Chordata, Mammalia, Artiodactyla, Physeteridae. The record is from RefSeq and is a predicted model, not a curated record.